ACUUCCCUUUUUGCAGCUCCCCUGUGUGUGUGUGUGUGUGUGUGCGUGCGCGUGCGUGCAUGCAAGUGUGUGUGUGUGUGGGGAGAUGAAAUCACACAAAGGACUGACUGAGGGAAGUGUGAGACAGACAGUCUGCAGAGUGGAGAGGUGAGAGCGAGGGAGUGACCGUGGUAGAGACACUCCGGAGAAAACACACCAGGUAACAGUCGAACGGACAGCAGACAGCCGACAACCGUCAGGGCUUUCGACACGGAGAAAGAAGAACUAACCAGGACACAGGGUGAGAGGAGAGGAGAGGAAAGUAAGAAACACGGAACACCGUAGAGCCAAAGGAAAUCCAGAGGGAAAGAAGAGGCGCAAAACUGACACUCAGCCGGGAACACAACACAAGCCUUUGCAGAUGACUGGGUGGAGAUGGCAUCCUCACCAAACAAGAAGAUGGAAGUCUACACUGUCACAGUUGCAACUGGUGAAUCUGAGUAUUCAGGUACCAACAACUACAUCUUUGUGACCCUGGUGGGGGAGAAAGGGGAGAGUGAGCGCACCCUGCUGGACAACCCUGGUAUGGACUUUUGUCGAGGAGCAGUGGACGAGUACAAGGUGACCAGUCCUCGUCCUUUAGGCUCUCUGCUGCUGGUCAGACUGGAGAAACAGCGGUACUGGGUGGAAGACAACUGGUUCUGUCGCUAUGUCACGGUGGAGCCUCCGGGUGGUGACAAGGUGGUUUUCCCCUGUUACCGCUGGCUCACAGGAGACAUCAAGGUGGAUUUGAGAGCGGGAACAGCUAAGACACAAAGGGAUGACGCCUUGGCUCAGCUGCUGGCGCACAGGAGGACAGAGCUGCAGGACAGGCAGAAGAUUUACAGAUGGGUAACAUGGGCUCCAGGGAUUCCCAGAUGUAUCGACGCUAAAACGGAAGCAGAUUUACCGCAAGACGCCCGCUUUGAAAAUGAAAAGAGGAGUGACUUUGAACACUCCUUACAUUAUGCCUUGCUGGAGUUGUCCCUGAAGAAGUUUGCCAUCCUGUUUGGAAAGUCCUGGAGCGACCUGGACGAUUUCAAACGGAUCUUCUGGAAGCUGAAAAGCCCCAUAGCAGAGUACUGCAUGGAGCACUGGAAGGAGGACUGGUUCUUUGGCUACCAGUGUUUGAACGGCUCCAACCCAAGGAUGAUCCAGAGGUGCAAGAAGCUGCCGGAGAACUUCCCUGUCACGUCCGACAUGGUGCAGAGCUCUAUGGCUCCCGGGACCAACCUGGACCAAGAACUCAAGGAAGGGACGGUCUUUUUAUUAGACUAUGCCAUCCUGGAUGGGGUUCCCACCAACACAAUCAAGGGUAAACCUCAGUACAUCGCUGCUCCGCUCUGUCUCCUGUACCAGCACCCAGAUGACGGACUCAUGCCUAUUGCUAUACAGCUGGGGCAGACUCCAGGCCUGGACACGCCCAUAUUCUUGCCCAAAGACCCACCUCUGGCCUGGCUGCUGGCCAAGAUAUGGGUGCGUCACGCUGAGUUCCAGGUGUUCCAGGUGCUGUCGCACCUGCUCAGGACUCACCUGGUGGUAGAGGUGUUCUGUGUGGCUACUCUGAGACAGCUGCCUGCUGUGCACCCUAUAUAUAAGCUCCUGGCCCCACAUCUGCGCUACACUCUUGAGAUCAACACUAGGGGGCGCAGUCAGCUCAUCUCUGCUGAUGGCAUCUUUAAACGGGUUGUGUCUACAGGUGGUGAAGGCCUGUUGAUUCUGGCUCAGAGGGAGUACAAGGUGCUGACCUACCGCUCCCUCCAGCCCUACAACGACUUCGCAGACAGAGGAGUGUCCCGGCUGCCAAACUAUUUCUACAGAGAACACAGUCUGAUGUUGUGGGAGGCCAUACACAGUUUUGUCUCUGGUAUGGUGAGCCUGUACUACCAGUCAGAUCAUGACGUGCAGGGGGACGUGGAGCUCCAAGCCUGGAUCAGAGAAAUAGCACAGGAAGGGUUGGCAGAGCUCCCCAGCUUUGGCCUACCAUCGAAGGUCAGCACCAGAGAGGAGCUGUCCACCCUGUUGGCAGUGGUCGUCUUCACCAGUACAGUCCAGCAUGCCGCUACCAACAACGGACAGUUUGACUGGUGUGCCUGGGUCCCCAACACCCCCUGCACCAUGAGACAACCUCCACCAACAGACAAGAAUGCUGCUACCAUGGAGAUGGUCAUGGCCUCCCUUCCUGAUGUCAGCCAAUCGUGUUUGCAGAUGGCUAUCACAUGGCACCUGGGUCGAGCACAACCAGACGCUAUUCCUUUGGGCCACUACACAGAGGAGCACUUCACUGAGGCACCGGCCGUUGCGCUGAUCAACGGCUUCAGAGCAGAGCUGGAGAAGAUCGAAGCCCACAUCCUGAGUCAGAAUGAAAGACUGGAGCUGCAGUACCUGUUCCUCCUGCCCAGCCGCAUAGAAAACAGCAUCACUAUAUAGACGUGGCUGACAGACUGCUCCAUGCAUUAUCUGUUUUUAUUUUGACAUUAUAAUUUUGAUUGGAUAUCAAAUAUUGAAAAAAAAAAGAUUUGAUAACAAGGAUGUUGGUUGAUGUGGAGUCAAGUAGACAUCCAGAGACGGUCCCAUCUGACAGAGCUAGUAACUGGAUGUUAAUUUAUGAUCAUAUUAUCAAAUUAAACUUGGAUGUUUUUUUAAUAGUGUACUCUUCAUUUAAUUACAUAGCUAAUGUUUUAAUUUAUACAUUCCUAAUUUUAUCAUGAAACUUUUUAAAUUGUGGAAACUAUAGCAACAGGUUGUGAUGAUAAAUUGAAAUGUCUUUGUCAUGACCAUGAAUAAUCUGACAUUUAUGGAGGUUUGAAAUAAGGACUUGUUGCUCUGUAAGUCAAAAUUCAUGCUUUCUUAUA
Scophthalmus maximus (turbot) is the source of this 2873-nucleotide messenger RNA. It is a transcript of the gene alox12, whose product is annotated as arachidonate 12-lipoxygenase. The transcript is spliced from 16 exons. The record is from RefSeq and is a predicted model, not a curated record. NCBI's taxonomy places the organism in Eukaryota, Metazoa, Chordata, Actinopteri, Pleuronectiformes, Scophthalmidae. Gene Ontology annotation, biological process: lipid oxidation; linoleic acid metabolic process. Gene Ontology annotation, molecular function: arachidonate 12(S)-lipoxygenase activity; iron ion binding; protein binding. Bases 415 to 2448 code for a protein of 677 amino acids.